AUGAACGCACCUCCGGAGGAUGAUCUAUCGCUAGGCCAGCCCAAUGUACCGGCAACAUAUUUCAAGGACCAGCGCGUAACCUGCGAGAAAGACCUUUACAAGAGCCUGCCACCUCUUAUCAAUGGCAAGGCUGGAUACCAGUCGCUGCUUCCUGAUCACACUCUAGUGGAUACAUCCAACCAUGCCGACCCCAAUUCAGAGAAAGGAGCAAAGAUACGCCCAGACUUGGGCCACUACGAGCAUGGAGUAGUGUCCGAGGAGCAUCCGACCAUGCUAGACCUCAUCAUACUCGCCUACGAGGUGAAGAAAGCCCGCAAAGAAGACAUUGUCAACGACACAAUGAAAUGCACGAAACCCCUGCCUCAUGACGACUGCCAAGCGCCUUACGAAAAUACCUGCCAGACCUCUACUAUUACUCGUGGUCAGCUUGCGAACUACGCAACUCAGAUCUGCCGUCGCCAGCACAGAACACACUUCUACAUGGUCUUCAUUUUUCAUCCCUUCAUACGGUUUAUUCGCUGGGACAGAGCUGGCGCCAUCGUAACGAAGCGCAUAAAUUAUGUCGAGGAUUGCACCCCGUUGGUGCGCUUCCUCUAUCUGUUUGGUCGAUUGGAUCGGGCUGGAAAAGGAUUCGACCCCACCGUCCAGCCUGCUUCGCAAGCCGAAGCCGAAGAAGCGAAGAAGUACCUCAAACGGUGGGAGCCAAAGUUGGAGCGAACGGUUUUCAAGAUGGACGUUCCGGCUGCGAAUGGCAAGAUGCGACAAUUCCUGGUUUGGGGGUCGUUAGCUGACCCAGAAUCUCCAUUGGGACGUACGACUCGCGGAUAUCCGGCGGUCGAGGUCAUCGACGGUGUCGUGUCUGCGAAACCCGUGUUUCUCAAGGAGCAGUGGCGGUCUGUCGCGGUAAGGCCGGAGGUCGAGACACUGAAGGAACUCAAUGAACACGGUGUGCUGCAUGUCCCUACAUUACUGUGUGGGGGGGACCUUCCCGGGCAGGAAACGAAGACGCACGAGAUUAGUAUCGGUAACUGGAGAGUGGGGCAUAAGCGCAUCGACAAACGAAUCCAUACUCGAUUUGUCGUCGCUGAGGUUGGUCAACCUCUCGAGAACUUCCCUUCUUCGAAAGUCAUGCUUGGGGCGAUUUAUAAUGCAUUUCAAGGACAUGAUCAAGCUUACAACAAGUGCAAAAUUUGGCAUCGAGACAUCAGUGGUGGCAACAUAUUGAUACUGGAUAAUAAUAAAGGGCUGCUGAGUGACUGGGAUCUCGCACGUGAAGAGGCCGACCUCGAUAACGGGGCGCGUGCGCACGAGAGGACGGGCACUUGGCCGUUUAUGUCGGUGGGACUACUACAACAACCGAACAAGCAACACACGACACGCGACGAUCUUGAAUCGUUUUUCUGGGUUAUCCUCUACUACGGACUCCAUUAUCUACCCCACACCCAUCGCGACUCGCUGGACCACAUGAUGAAAGAGAUAUUCGAUCAAUACGACUUCGCAGAAAGAGACGGUAUGGCACGGGGCGGUAAUAACAAAGACGCGCUAGUUCGCCGUGGACGCUACCUUGGGAGUAGGCGAUCGCAGCAGUUCUCCUUCAUUGGCUGUCAACCUCUGACAGAGUUUUUGUUCGACUGUCUGGACUUGUUGGGGAAAUGGGAUUUUCGUUAUGAUCCGACGAUCCAGAGCUGGGAAGAAGAUGGGUAUAUCCCUGCUUCACACGCGGAGAUGGAACCUCUGUGGAGGCAAGCCCUGCAAUCACCUUUAUGGCCCGUUGCAGACCGUGCCGUUGACCAAGUUCGGCUCAGUAAGAGGCUCGACUUUAUAGUUCGAGGUGAACGUCCGGAACGGAAAGGUUCGAAACGUUCUGAUCCUCACGACAGCAUACAAGAUGACGAAGACGACGACGACGAAUGCUCUCCAAGGAAAAGGCGCAAGACUUGCCAUGGCUCUGAAGCUGCACACCUUUGA
Molecule: messenger RNA, 1968 nt
Organism: Pleurotus ostreatus (oyster mushroom)
Lineage: Eukaryota; Fungi; Basidiomycota; Agaricomycetes; Agaricales; Pleurotaceae
Exons: 4
Coding region: 1-1968 (655 amino acids)
Biological process (GO): protein phosphorylation
Molecular function (GO): ATP binding; protein kinase activity
Source: RefSeq, a predicted model, not a curated record